AUGCCGAAAAGCGGCAAAAGAAAGCGGGCUGAGGUUGAGCAGAAGCCAAAAUCUGCAAACAAAUCAGCCAAAACCUCCAAUGGCUUGAAAGAGACCGCAAAAGACCCAUACCCGAAUCACCCUCGACCCACCCCAGAAGAAUGCCUGUCCGUACGAGACGACCUCUUGGCCUUCCAUGGCUUCCCCAAAGAAUUCGCCGAGUACCGAAAGCAGAGACUGAUUUCUCGCGACGCCGAUGGCACCGGGAUUUCAGAGCCGUCCGAUCUGAAAGAAAGUGUUUUGGAUGGCCUAGUGAGGACUCUGCUGUCUCAAAAUACCACGGAAGUCAAUUCUCAAAAAGCUUUUGCUUGUCUGAAGUCCGCUUUUCCAACUUGGGAAGAUGUUCUUGCUGCUGAGUCGACAUGCGUAGAGGAUGCCAUAAGAUGUGGAGGCUUAGCCCGGACCAAAGCUUCGUGUAUUAAGAACCUACUGAGGUGUUUGCUAGAGAAAAAGGAAAAGUUGUGCUUGGAGUACUUGCGAGACUUGUCUGUUGAUGAAAUUAAGGCUGAGCUCUCUCAUUACAAAGGAAUCGGUCCCAAAACGGUUGCGUGUGUUUUGAUGUUCCAACUUCAGCAAGACGAUUUUCCCGUGGACACACAUGUGUUUGAGAUUGCAAAGGCUAUGAGUUGGGUGCCAGUUGAAGCAGACAGGAACAAGACAUAUCUUCAUCUUAACCAGCGGAUCCCAAAUGAACUUAAAUUUGAUCUCAACUGCCUCUUGUUUACACAUGGUAAACUCUGCCGCAAAUGCAUCAAGAAAGGAGGUAACCAGCAAGGAAAAGAAUCCCAUGAUAACUCCUGCCCUUUAUUACGUUACCGUAAGUAA
This is a messenger RNA of Prunus armeniaca (apricot), 864 nucleotides long. The record is from the annotation of a GenBank genome assembly. Lineage: Eukaryota; Viridiplantae; Streptophyta; Magnoliopsida; Rosales; Rosaceae.